Molecule: messenger RNA, 678 nt
Organism: Ascochyta rabiei
Lineage: Eukaryota; Fungi; Ascomycota; Dothideomycetes; Pleosporales; Didymellaceae
Product: Fluconazole resistance protein 1
Exons: 2
Coding region: 1-678 (225 amino acids)
Biological process (GO): regulation of DNA-templated transcription
Molecular function (GO): zinc ion binding; DNA-binding transcription factor activity, RNA polymerase II-specific
Source: RefSeq, a predicted model, not a curated record
AUGCCCCCCGCUAUAAUGGACAGAACCAGAAAACGAGCGAAGCAAGCGUGCGACCAGUGCCGAGUUAAGAAAACAAAGGUAAGUAAUUUAGUCCUGAUGCGAUUAAGCCUAAUGCUGACCUUGAUCUCGUGUGAUGGGGAGCAUCUAUGCGGGAGAUGUCGAGCCGAAAACUCUGUAUGUAACUACAGUCAGAGAGCGAGUCACCAGCAAAGUAGAAACUCUCACACAGCUCUCCUCGAGACACAAAACAGACAGCUUAAGAACGCAUUACAAAUGUUAUACGAAUACGUCCAGACCGGCCACAGUCUGCCGGCCUUACCAGUGCAGAGUAUGGGAGAUGGCCGCCCAUUCCUGCACGACAUUGUGACGUACCUGAACGCAGUGCCCAUAGGCGCGUCAAUCAGGCACGAUCAACUACCAUACCAGAUUUCAAGGCCAAACACAAUGCCUACUGCGUCUCUUCCGCAAUCACAGCCAGAACCCUUACCAUAUUCAACCUUUGUUGCAACUGUCUCGGAGCCGAACACCUUCAUGGUCUCGUUAAUACAACAGGAUAUGCCGCUACUAGAGCAUGAAAUCCUUGAAAGCAGAUUGAACCUGCAAGAGAUUUACUCGUUAAUGGAUACGGACGGAGCCGAGGCUGCAGGGUUACACUGGCUACAAACUCACACAGCAUGA